AUGUUUGACAGGUUUCAUGCUUCACCACCAGCCAUUCACGAGCAGAGCAUCAGUUUGGUGAACGAUGUGCGAAUGGAGUUGUCCACAAAUUCAAACUCAGCAGCUGGUAGUGACAGUCAAACAGCUUCUUUCACUCAAAUUGAUUCAAACAUGGUCUGUCCAAUCUGCCUUGGACCGACAUCAUACCCGCUCGAAACAAACUGUGGACACAUCUUUUGCGGUCAGUGUUUCAUAACUUACUGGCGGAUGGGCAGGUGGACCAGUGCUGUCAGCUGUCCAUCUUGCAGGCAGAGGGUGACGCUACUGCUCUUUUGUUUCUCUCAUGACCCGUCUGACACCUCUGCAGAGAAGACGGAAGUUGUUUCCAGUGUGGCCUCUUACAACAGAAGGUUCUCAGGACAACUGAGUGUUUACGAGUACUUGCAAGACUUGCCAAUCCUGCUUCGACACUUUUUUAAUGACUUUUUCACGAUCGGCGGACUUCUGUGGGUCAUCAGAGUGAGGAUCCUCGUUUGCAUCCUGCUCACACUCUUCUACAUCCUCCUUCCUUCCGACAUCCUGCCUGAAUCGGUCUUUGGCUUCUUAGGAAUUGUCGAUGAUUUUUUUGUGGUUCUCUUGUUACUUAUUCACAUAACGGUUUUGUACCGAAGUAUUUUAGCUGAUAGGUUAACGUGGUGA
Molecule: messenger RNA, 678 nt
Organism: Helobdella robusta
Lineage: Eukaryota; Metazoa; Annelida; Clitellata; Rhynchobdellida; Glossiphoniidae
Exons: 4
Coding region: 1-678 (225 amino acids)
Molecular function (GO): metal ion binding; ubiquitin protein ligase activity
Source: RefSeq, a predicted model, not a curated record